CUACAGAAGAUGAACAAAGAAUAACCCAGUUUCUAAAUAUUGUGAUGUGCAUGGCAGUAAAAACCAUACAGCAGGGCAAAUUCUCAAGGACUUUGUUUUAAGCUCACAACUUCAAUCCUUAUCACAGAAUAUUGCAAAUAUUGUCUCUGUUUUAAAUAAAAGUUAUGCUUUAUUUCUAAUACACAAGAGAAAUGAAUUAACUAUACUAAUAAAAUUUGAUCUACAUUCUACAUCCUUGAACCAUCUUCCCCAGCCAGAUAGUUGUCUACUGAAACCAAGAGAUAGAAUUUAUACGUAACUACACAACAAAGUCCUAAUUUUAUAAUUUUAGAAAGGUUUGGCAACAUGUUGAUCACGGUAAGCUAUUGGCUUACUCUACCAAUGUCUAAGGUUUUAUACAUUUAUUCAAGUCACACUUUUUAAAGCAUAAAGGCUAAUGAGAUCAUAAGUAAGUGUGAUUCCAUAGCAGGAAUGACCUGAAAUAGACCUCACUGUACUUCCAAUGGCCUGAUGUCAACUAUUAUUAAACUACAGGUUUUACAAAGUCUUCCACUAGACGUCUAGAGUUAAGCCAGAAGUUUUGGCUGUAAUACAGGCAGUGAUGAAAAACAUAUGAGUGGUAACAAGUCGUCUUAAUAUCAUUCUUCAGUACUAAGAUGGGCUAAUCUGAAGCAGCACUUUACUCUGCUAUCACCCACGGUGCCAGGAGGAUCAAGAAGUUUGGGAGUGGAAUUUUUAUUUAUAUUUACUUUCCAUUUCACAGAGCUCAGCCUAACUUCCUUUCUCUCUCUCUCUCUUUUUUUUUUUUUUUUUAAUAUUAAAUAACUGGACAUAAAGAUCUCAGGUGGAUUAUCACAGUGCUUCCAGAAGAACAAUCAAACUUGCAAGGUACACUAACUGAUCCAACAUCUUUCUGUCUUCUAGACCGAAGGACCUUCGAUUACACAAGAAAGAUACUUUCAAGUUAAAGAUUGGCUAUCCUGAUUAAGAAGAUAUGAAAGAAUACACGCUCCUUCUCUUCUUGGCUUUGUGCUCUGCCAAACCUCUCAUUGGUCCUUCAUAUUUUACACUAAAGAAUAUGAUGCUCCAAGAUAUGGAAGAAGAUGAUGAUGAUUAUGAUGACGACAACUCUCUAUUCCCAACCACUGAACCAAUUAUACCACUAAUUCCUUUUGAUCUAUUCCCAGUAUGCCCCUUUGGAUGCCAAUGCUAUGUGAGAGUUGUCCAUUGCUCUGACCUAGGUUUGACAUCAAUACCUCGCAACAUUCCACCAGAUACUCGUAUGAUUGACCUUCAAAACAACAAAAUUAAAGAGGUCAAGGAAAACGAUCUCCAAGGACUCACAUCACUUUAUGCACUGGCUUUGAACAACAACAAAAUAUCCAAGAUUCAUCCAAAAGCCUUUCAACCAACAAAGAAGCUACGACGACUGUAUUUGUCCCAUAACCAGCUAACUGAGAUUCCAACAAAUCUACCACAAACUUUAGCAGAGCUCAGAAUUCAUGCUAAUAAGGUUAAGAAAAUCCACAAGGACGUAUUUAAAGGAAUGAAGUCUCUACAUGUUUUAGAAAUGAGUGCAAAUCCUCUUAACAAUGAUGGAAUAGAGCCAGGGGCUUUUGAAGGAGUAAAUAUCUAUCAUAUAAGAAUUGCAGAAGCUAAAUUAACUUCAAUUCCUAAAGAACUGCCCUCCAGUCUACUAGAACUUCAUUUAGAUGACAAUAAGAUCACAACAAUCGAACUUGAAGAUUUUAUCCGGUAUAAAGAUCUUCAAAGGCUAGGCCUUGGGAAUAAUAAAAUCAAAGAUGUGGAAAAUGGAAGUUUUGCCAACAUACCAAGCAUACGCGAAAUCCAUCUUGAAAAAAAUAAACUCAAGAAAGUUCCUCCUGGAUUACCCGAACUGAAAUAUCUGCAGGUAGUCUUCCUUCAUUCUAAUCAUAUUGCAAAACUGGGAGUGAAUGAUUUCUGUCCAACAGGAGGAAGAAAGAAGAAAGCGUUAUACAGUGGCAUAAGCCUCUUCAAUAAUCCUGUAAAGUAUUGGGAGGUUCAGCCUUCAACUUUCCGUUGCAUUUUAGCCAGAAACAGCGUGCAACUUGGAAAUUUCCUCAAAUGAUACUGAAGUUGGUAAUUUCAAAAAACAACUUGUCCAAAUCAGUUCUACAAUACUUGAAAUCUGCAGAAAAAUGCCAAUUUUACACUAUUUAAUCAGUUUACAAAGUAUUUACUAUUUCAGACAUAAUUAAUUAGGAACAAUAUGUUAGUAGGAUCCAUUGUAUUAUUUGACAAUGUUCAACCUACAUUUGAAUAAUUUAAACAAAAGCCUUUGUAUCUUACGGAAGGACUCUUGGAAGUGCAACUGGAAACUGUAUUUGAUGUUUCCUAUUAUAGAUGUUAAAUUCUUUACUUAAAUCACAUAGUUUGGACAUAUUCUUUCUUUCAAAUAAAUUCUAAAAAUCAAGCGGAAGUGACUUUUUCCACAGUAAGGACCUUUUCCUCUGCCAAAAAGUGUUGUAUGAAAAGUUGCAAAGAAAAAAAAAAAAAUCAGACUUCAAGGACAACUUCUUCUGCCAUUUUUUAUAAUGAGCAAAGAUGCAAUAAAAAGGUACGGUAUUGCAAGGUCUUUCCUCUCUAAACUAGAACAUAUUUUUAUAAUCUAUUAAGUGAGAUAAAGGUGGAUUUCAUAUCAAGAACUAACAUGCAGAAAGCCUUUAAAAGUUCUCCGUUUUUUUUUUUUUCUUGCAACUUCAAGUGGGAAAUGUCCUUCAAUAUUGUGCUAUCAAUAUAAUUUGAUGCAUUCUGAACAUUAAAAAGUAGGAUUCAAGACUUAUCAUAUGCUUCAAGCUUAAUAGGAAUGAUUAUUAAACUCCCUUUAGGCCAGCACAAACAUUUUUUUUUUUAUCUAUAACAACUGUAAUCGUGUUUUUCAUUUAAUAUUUUCCUCUUUUAUAUUUUGACAUCACACGGGUUAAGAAUCCCAUAUUAAAAGUACCUUAAAAUUGCUGAAUGCAAGCAGAUAGCUGGAACUCAACUGCUCUGACUUCUUACGUAGGUCAGCACAUAGAAUUCUCAAUACUGACAGUACUGUAUAAAAUGGAUAUUUUAUAUAUCUAUUUACUGUAUAUUUGCUAUUGGGAUUCAAAAUAAAUUAAAUAAACUUAAAGAAAACUUGCAUUUGUAUACUUGAUUACAUGAUUUGUCAUGUCAAAACAUUCAGAGAUUAUAACCAAACACCCUUCUGACUCUUCUAUUUUCUCUAUUCUUCCUUUUUCCAAAUGUACACACCUUGCAGAUCAUUUAUCACUGCUGUUCUUCACAAAGUUAAAAAUUCAACACUUUAUUUGAAGCAGCUAUGGGAAAUGACACAGACUAGUAGUAAAAGAAAAUACUACAGAGAAAUCAAGCAAUUCCCAAUUUCUCAGCCUUUCUAUCACCUCCCUAAGUACAGUAAGCAAUAAGCAUCAAGUCUAACAUCUGAUAUUUUUCAUCUGCUUGGUCUUUCUGUGUUUAAUACUUUG
Aquila chrysaetos chrysaetos is the source of this 3512-nucleotide messenger RNA. RefSeq names its product asporin (gene ASPN). Gene Ontology annotation, molecular function: protein binding. NCBI's taxonomy places the organism in Eukaryota, Metazoa, Chordata, Aves, Accipitriformes, Accipitridae. Bases 995 to 2110 code for a protein of 371 amino acids. The transcript is spliced from 9 exons. The record is from RefSeq and is a predicted model, not a curated record.